Messenger RNA from Acomys russatus (golden spiny mouse), 354 nucleotides. RefSeq names its product huntingtin-interacting protein K-like. Lineage: Eukaryota; Metazoa; Chordata; Mammalia; Rodentia; Muridae. The coding region runs from base 1 to 354 and encodes 117 amino acids. Gene Ontology annotation, biological process: negative regulation of apoptotic process; protein stabilization. The transcript has a single exon. The record is from RefSeq and is a predicted model, not a curated record.
AUGGCGACUGAGGGGGGUGUGGGGCUAGGGUUAGAGAUGGAGACCAGCGGCCUGCAGCGGCAUCCCAAGAAGCCUGGGAAGCAUGGUAGUGGUGCUGCUGACUUGGCGCAGGCCACUGACUCGGAGGAGAAGGGGAUCGAGAGUACAAAUCUGCAGGCGGCUGUGUCAGUCACUGGAGACAGAAGGUCCAGGGAGGACAAGGCCAAACAGGAGCGGGAGAAGGAACUGGCGAAGGUCACCAUCAAGGAGGAAGAUGUGGAGCGGAUAAUGACAGAGAUGCAGAUCUCUAGAGCAGCUGCAGAGAGGAGCUUGCAGGAGCAUAUGGGCAAUGUGGUGGCGGCUCUUAUUGCCUAA